AUGCCAGGGACACUCCUGCCCCCGAGAUCCCACCGGCAACACGCAGAGAUGGACCGAACGUCGGGCUCAGGGCCAGAUCUUUAUCUGAUUGCCGACCAGGACACCGUUUAUGAGCAGGAUCUUCUUCGCGAUGCCGGCAGCAUCAAACCUUGGCUUGCUUAUAUUGAGUAUAAGCAGCAGAAUGGGACACUUUACGAGCGGGCUUUCAUCAUGGAGCGUGCUUGUAAGCAGCUUCCCAGAUCCUACAAACUUUGGAAAAUGUAUUUGGAAUUUCGAAUGAACCAUCUCCGGGGCCGCAAUGCGACAAAAUACCGAGCUGAAUACCAGAAGGUGAACGCGUUGUUCGAACGAGCCCUUAUCCUUCUCAACAAGAUGCCCAAGAUCUGGGAGAUGUAUCUCUCUUUUCUGCUUCAGCAGCCCUUAGUGACGCAGACUCGACGAACAUUCGACCGUGCACUCCGUGCUCUGCCUAUCACACAGCAUAACCGGAUCUGGAAAUUAUAUAAGGCUUUUGCGCGCUCAGCAUCUGGGCAAACGGCCGUGAAGAUUUGGGCUCGAUAUAUGCAGAUACACCCGGAGAAUGCUGAAGAAUAUAUCGAACUGCUCGUCGACUUGGGCCAGUACACAGAGGCUGUGAAGCGCUACAUGGAGAUACUUGACAACCCACGAUUUCAGUCGAAGCAAGGGAAGAGCAACUUUCAGCUGUGGACCGAGAUGGUUGACCUGCUCGUUUCUCAGGCAAAACAUAUUGAGACUGGUCCGCAAGUGGGCAUCAAUGUCGACGCCAUCCUACGGAGUGGAAUUGAUCGGUUUGCGGAUCAGAGAGGAAAGCUUUGGGCUGGUCUGGCGACCUAUUGGAUCAUGAAAGGCAACUUCGAGAAGGCACGCGAUGUUUUUGAAGAGGGUAUCACUACCGUUAUGACCGUUCGCGACUUUACUCUGAUCUUUGACUCAUAUGUCGAAUUCGAAGAGUCGAUCAUCGGAAGCUUAAUGGAAGCGGCAGCCACUCGGUCUGACAAAGGAAAUGCCGACGAAGAUGCAGAUUUCGACCUCGACCUGCGUAUGCUGAGAUUCGAACAGCUUAUGGAUCGUCGACCAUUCCUUGUCAAUGACGUCCUGCUCCGGCAAAAUCCCAACAAUGUCAUUGAAUGGGAGAAGAGGGUGGCUCUAUGGGGCGAUAACAAAGAGGAAAUCGUCAACACAUACACGGCCGCCAUUGCUGCUAUCAAUCCGAAGAAGGCUCACGGAAAGUUCUCUGAACUCUGGGUCAAUUACGCCAAGUUUUAUGAGAGCGGUGGGGAUCUGGAUUCCGCUAGAGUUAUCUUUGAUAAGGCUGUCAAGGUUCCCUUCAAAUCAGUUGCUGAAUUAGCAGAGACCUGGUGCGAAUGGGCCGAGAUGGAGCUGCGGAGCGAGAACUUUGACAAGGCCGUUGGCAUCAUGGCCAAGGCUACACAGACGCCCAAGAAAUCCACCGUGGACUACUUCGACGAGACCCUGUCUCCUCAGCAACGCGUUCACAAGAGUUGGAAACUUUGGAGUUUCUAUGUUGAUCUCGUUGAGAGUGUUGCGACUCUGGAAGAGACGAGGAAGGUAUACGAGAGAAUCUUUGAACUGCGCAUCGCAACCCCUCAAACUGUGGUCAACUAUGCCAAUCUGCUGGAAGAACACAAAUACUAUGAAGAUUCCUUCAAGGUGUAUGAACGAGGCUUGGAUCUCUUCAGCUAUCCAGUUGCUUUCGAGCUUUGGAAUCUAUACCUCACCAAAGCAGUGGACCGGAAGAUUGGCAUCGAGAGACUGCGGGAUCUUUUCGAACAGGCUCUCGAUGGAUGUCCUCCCAAGUUUGCAAAGCCCCUGUACCUGAUGUACGGCAACCUCGAAGAAGAGCGCGGUCUUGCCCGACAUGCGAUGAGGAUUUACGAGCGUGCUACUCGCGCGGUCUCGGACGAGGACAGAUUUGAGAUGUUCGAGUUCUACAUCACCAAGUCUGCCUCCAACUUCGGACUGACAUCCACACGGCCGAUCUACGAACGAGCGAUCGCGGCUCUGCCGGACCAGGAAGCCAAGGAAAUGUGCCUCAAGUUCGCGGAAAUGGAACGAAGACUGGGCGAAAUCGACCGCGCACGCGCAAUCUACGGCCACGCUUCCCAGUUCUGCGAUCCCCGCACCAACGCGCCCUUCUGGCAGAAGUGGGAGGCAUUCGAGGUCCAGCAUGGAAACGAGGACACCUUCAAGGAGAUGCUCCGCAUCAAGAGAAGCGUCCAAGCACAGUACAACACCGACGUCAACUUCAUUGCCUCCCAGGCAAUCGCCCGCAGCCAGCAGCGCGCCCAGGAAGGCGGCAAAGAACAGGGAGACGAGGAAACAGACAUGGACGGCGCCAAGGAGCGCGCCGAUGCCAUGGCAGCCUUGGAACGCCAGGCUCGCGCCCCGGUCGGCUUCGUUGCCGCCAGCACAGGGCCUGAGGGCGGUAACCGCCCGCCCCCAGCAGGCCAAGAAGCGCCGCCGGCCGCUGCCCCCGUCAACCCGGACGCAAUUGACCUUGAUGAUGAUAUGGAUGCCGAAUAG
Aspergillus clavatus NRRL 1 is the source of this 2565-nucleotide messenger RNA. RefSeq names its product mRNA splicing protein SYF1. Gene Ontology annotation, molecular function: protein binding. The transcript is spliced from 5 exons. Lineage: Eukaryota; Fungi; Ascomycota; Eurotiomycetes; Eurotiales; Aspergillaceae. Gene Ontology annotation, cellular component: Prp19 complex; U2-type catalytic step 2 spliceosome; post-mRNA release spliceosomal complex. Gene Ontology annotation, biological process: generation of catalytic spliceosome for first transesterification step; mRNA splicing, via spliceosome. Bases 1 to 2565 code for a protein of 854 amino acids. The record is from RefSeq and is a predicted model, not a curated record.